GAGCAGCAGAGAGCAGUCGCGUCCUAUUUCUCUGCUGUUACUUGUAAUCUUGUAACUUGUUUUAAAAACGUCAUGGUCUUCAAUCCGUCAUCCAGUUAAAGUUGAUAUGAGUGAGCCAACGGAUCAAAACCUUUGGGGAAAGGUUAUCAAUUUCCGUUCCAUCCAAACUCAACUGUCUGAUGACAGCAAGAGCAGCAGCACCUUCGAUAUAGAGAACUGCGGUGACUGCAUCUUGAGUGAUGUGUCCAGCUGCAGUGAGCUUGAGUUGGACCUUAAGGAGAGCAGGUGUGCCAGUGCCUUGAUCACCGACCCUGCUGUCCAGAACUAUCGUGUUCCUCCUCCCACCGUCAUGGAUGACGGCAAGAGCAGCAGCACCACUGAUGUAGAGAACUGCGGUGACAGUGACGUAUCCAGCUGCAGUGAGUUGGACCUUAAGGAGAGCAUUAUCCCUGCCUUGAGGACCGACCCUGCUGUUGACCUGGGAGACGCUUUUGACCUCUUUGAGUCUGAGGAUGAGGAGGAGAGCAGCAGCAGUAGUGGCGGCUCACCUGGAUCUGUGGCCGCCUGCGCCCUGUCCCACUCCUCCACCAACUUUUGUAAGGAUGGCCGCAAGAGCAGCAGCAGCACCAUAACCAUUGAGAAAGGGAAUUGUGGUGACUGCUACCUCAGCGACGUGUCCAGCUGCAGUGAGCUUGAGUUGGACCUUAAAGAGAACAGGUGUGUCAGUGCCCUGAAGACCGACCCUGCUGUCCAGAACUCUGGACUUCCUGUCUCUCCCACCGUCAUGGUGUAUGACCUCCCACCCCGUCCUGCCCGUCCCGUGCUGCAGUGCUGGAAGGACCCCCAGGUGGCCUCUGACAGGAAGACUGACCGCUUCCCCAUCACUCCGGCUGACCACACCUCACUUGACGACUGCGUUACUAUGAGCGCUCCGGGCCUCUACAGGACUGAGAGCGACCUCACCGUGGUCAGCUUAGAUGAGGACGAUGUCUACCUGCCCGCUCCCAGUGCAGGUGUUGAGCCGGUCGCCCCUGUGCUGCUCAGCAGCUCUGGAGGUGCGAGCGUGCCCGUGAGCGGUGGCGGCCUGUCUGAGGCCUGGGUGGAGCUGGAGCGUGUGCUGGUGAGCAACAUGGCCAGCUUACAGCAGGAAGUGACUGUUCGCCUGGACGGUGUGGAGAACACACUGACGGCCGAACUUCAGCUCCGCAAGCGCCUCCGUGAGGAGGAGCGCUGGGCCGAACGCCACCGGCAGGGGCGGCGGCUGGAGGGCCUGCCCAUGUGGCUGCGUCGCCUUGGCGAUGCGCUCAAAGGCCUGGUGAAGACGAGGCCGAAGAGCGGCAAGGUUCAACCAGCCGAUAGCGCCGCAGCAGCAGCAUCAGCAGCAGCAACAGGCAGUGACGUCUCUGGGCAUAAGGAGCUCUGCCACGUGGCACAGAGCGCCUGCCACUCACAGGUGGCCCUGGAGAGGACGCGCUCAAAGUACGCCCAUGCUAAGGAGCGCCAGGCGACCACCCGUGAUGAGAAGAUUCUCAGCCAGGCUCUAGAACAGCUGGACGACCUGGAGAGAGUCUUCCAGAAGCAGCAGGAGCAGAUGCUGCAGGACGUGGAGAACACGCUCAACUGGCUGCUUGGGACAGAGAACUCUGGAGGUCCAGUGGACCUGGAGGAGGCGAAGAGGAGCGAAGAGGGCAUGAAGAACAACAAACCUAAGAAGAAGGGUCUGAAGAGGUUCUUCAAGUGCCUUUGCUGCCUCAAGUGAAUAUCACCGUCACUGUACUACGGGCUGCGGGUUCAAGGCCGACUCCUCCAUACCAUGUCGAAGUGUCGCUAAAGUGCUCCCGAUGUGCAGAUUGGCGCCUUCCAUGGCAGCCUCUGCCAUCGGUCCCCCAGAGCAAGACACUGAACCCUAAAGUGCUCUCGAUGUGCAGUGUGGCGCCCUACAUGGCAGCCUCUGCUAUCGGUCUUCUUGAGCAAGCUUUGUGUUUUACAAAUGCAGUCCAUUUCAUUUCAUAGUA
Sardina pilchardus (European sardine) is the source of this 2015-nucleotide messenger RNA. RefSeq lists its product as uncharacterized. Bases 107 to 1759 code for a protein of 550 amino acids. NCBI's taxonomy places the organism in Eukaryota, Metazoa, Chordata, Actinopteri, Clupeiformes, Clupeidae. The transcript is spliced from 13 exons. The record is from RefSeq and is a predicted model, not a curated record.